Actinia tenebrosa (Australian red waratah sea anemone) is the source of this 1339-nucleotide messenger RNA. RefSeq names its product tRNA-splicing endonuclease subunit Sen54. The record is from RefSeq and is a predicted model, not a curated record. Gene Ontology annotation, biological process: tRNA-type intron splice site recognition and cleavage. Gene Ontology annotation, cellular component: tRNA-intron endonuclease complex. NCBI's taxonomy places the organism in Eukaryota, Metazoa, Cnidaria, Anthozoa, Actiniaria, Actiniidae.
CAGUCUUACUCGGCCUCACUAUCCAAAAUGGCGGACAAACUUAUCGCGUGCACUUAACUAAAGAUAUUUGAAGAUUUAUGGAGGAAAAAACAUUUAGCGUAUUUCUACAUCAUGUCUAUGGAAGGGGAUAUAACAUUCAGCCCUGAAGAACUUCAGAAACACAGAAAGCAAACACAGCACCUUCCACAGGUUAAAGGACCAAAAGAAUUUGCACCAAAUAACAGCACAGAACAAUGUCAACAGAUAAAGUCUAUGAUAACUGAACAUGUUGAUGUUCUUAGAGAAGAGAGGAUUGUUAGAAAGGGAAAUAUCUCUAUUGGCACAUGGGAUCCUGAAAAUGCAAUUGUAGAAGUCACAAAACAAAAGGGAAGUUACUGGAAUUAUUUUGGAAGAAAUGUGAAAGGGGAGAUGAUUUUAAAUGCAGAAGAAGCUCUUUUCCUGCUGGAACAGGGAUCAUUAGAAUUGUAUUAUGGAGGGCUGCCAAUAUCAUUGCAACAGGCUUUUUCAAUGUUGCAGCCACAUGCAUUUGAUCAUGACCAUUAUUUGGUUUAUGCAUAUUUACUAAGACUGGGCUAUAUUGUUUUGAGACACCAAAGCAGGUCAGCUUCUGAAGGCGCAAAGGAGCAAAGUCUGGAUGAUAAGGACAUAAAAGAUAACAACAUUAAAACAGAAGAAGAUACAGAGUACACUGAAGUAGCUAAUAAUACCAAGAUCCUACAAGAUAGUCCUGUGUCUCAUUUAUGGAUGGAUGAAAGUGGUUGUCAACCUUUAGUUAGGCCAAGUGAUGCCAAGUCAACUGCUUCAUUAUUAUCAAAGCUUCAAGUAAUCAAGACACACAGGAUGACAACUAAGACAACCCAUUCAGAGAGUCACCCACUUGCUGUAGAUUUUGAUGUCUAUCAUCCUGGUGUUCACUACAAGAAGAGUGAUCCAGGCGUACCUCCAUUCUGUGUGUCAGUAUGUAGAUAUUCAUACCCAGCCUUGUCUCUGUCUGUUAUCAAUGAUCUAACCUGUGAAUCUUACCCAUCACCAAUAAAGUUUGCUGUGACAUGUGAUGGGAGUGUAUCAUUUUAUGAUAUGAUUGAUGCUGAUCUACCAACCUCCAUCAACAUUGGAUAAAAAGGGUUAUCUCCGGUGUAAUAUAAUUUACGCUGUUCUUUUGUUAUUUCUAUUGUGACUCGUUCUAUAGAUUGUAAAGCUGGUAUUGUUUUUUGGUAAUAUGAUGUCAGCUGUGCUGUAUCAAUUAUAUUACACAGGAUAUGAGCCGAUGAAAAGCAUGGUUAUGUAUAUCUAUUGCAACAUAUAAUUUCUGGAAAUAAUAAAACUUUUCCUCUCUUCA